UAAAUUUAAGGGAUUACUUCCAGCUUAUUCAGUAGCUCUUUAGAAAUCGUAAAUCAAACAAUUCAUCAAUGGCGUUUAAAUUGUUCACCAUAUUUUUGGUCUUGUUUUUAAUACAGGCCGCAUUUGGUAAAUCCAUAGACUCUUCCAAAUCCGCUGAGUCUGUCGAAGAAAAGGAGUCAAUAAAGCCCAAACAUUUACUUUUCAUCUAUGCCGCUGGCAGUUUCCUACAACUAAUCCAACAGUUUAGCGACAAAGCAGCCGAUUCAAGCCGUCAAUUAUUAAAAGACGAUUCUUUGCUGGCCAAUGACCAACCCGAAGUUCUAGAGUUUAAACAAAAUUUAACCAUGUUUGUGGAAAAAUAUGAUGCCAACAAAGAAACAGAAGAAGUUUUUGAUAUAAUGGAACUAUAUGGCCAGACUGUCGAUCACUAUUUUGACCUUGACGAUGAUGAAUUGACACCGGAAUCAACAUUUAUCUUGGAUGUAUUAAACAAAUAUAAGCAUAAGGAAAUACAAGCGGAAUUUAUUAAAGAAUUUGAUGAAUUUGUGGAAAAAUUCAAGCAAAUAUUUGAAAAGUCAAAAUCGCAGUUGGGAGAGCCGGAGUUGGAGUGGUAUGAGAAAUUUCAAACUUUAACAGAUUUUGUGAAACGAAUUGAAGCUCUUGGUAAUUUUAUAGCAUUGGCUUAAGUUGAGAAAUUGUAAUUAGAGAGAUGUGAAUAAAU
Calliphora vicina (urban bluebottle blowfly) is the source of this 721-nucleotide messenger RNA. RefSeq lists its product as uncharacterized. Lineage: Eukaryota; Metazoa; Arthropoda; Insecta; Diptera; Calliphoridae. The transcript has 2 exons. Bases 69 to 686 code for a protein of 205 amino acids. The record is from RefSeq and is a predicted model, not a curated record.